AAAAAAUGUGAUUGAGCUGUCCCCUGUAAAGGUCUUUGGAAUGAACAACUCCGUGUAGGUACUUACUUACUGACAAUACUAAAUACCUAAGUACUUACUCCAAUUAGUAUACGUACGUAUAAGGAAAUUCAGCACAAACCAAAGUAGUGUUAAUUGUGUUAUCGAAACAUCUAUCGAGCCCUUUACAGCACUUAGCACUAUAGGCAUCCCCAAUGAGAAAGGCCUGGCGCCUCGGCGACCAUGACAGUCGCGCGCGCCCCUCGCUCGCCUUAAUCAAACAAACAAUUUUUUUCAACUAAAUACGAUUGAAACCAUCAAACACUUGUGAAUUUCCACUGACAGUUUGGCUUUACGGCCAUAUUUUAUUCAAGCUGGCGAAAGCAUGGUGGAAAGAACCAGAUACUGGAGUGCCAGUAGGCGCGCGCGAAGGCUGUGCUGCGGCGCGUAUGUGGCGUGCAGCGUGCAGCGUGUUGGUGUGCCCCGACGCUGAUGCUGCUUGGACUCGCAUAUCUGACACUGCGCCACCAGACACUGUUUGGCAUUCCCUACGUAACUGCGUUGCAUAUCAAGCUGGUGUAUGGCAGAAUUUGCUAGCAAAAGGCAUAGAUGAUGUAAUCCAACCUGCGGCAUUUAAAUUGGCUAUUGUAUUGAGACAUACACCUACAGAUCUCACUGUACGCCUGUUGGCAGAUUUAUUACGCCUACAUCCACAAUCUCAAGACCUGACAUCAUACGUUCUGGCGUUGCUGACUGACGACGAAGCAUCAUGGUGUGGCGCGUGUGGUGCGGGCUCGCCGGGUGGAGGAACACCGGGUCCGGCGCCGCUGAGAGACCUGCAGCUGUUUGGUGAUUGCGAGCUUUCCAUUCUCGCAGCCAGCCGCGAAGAGUAUGAGGCGCAUGCUAAACUGGUGCGGGCAGAGUAUGCAGCAAUGAGCAAUAAGAACUACGUGGAACUAAGGAUUAAGGUCCUGAAUCAGUUCUCACAGAUCCCCAAGUUAUAUCACACACCAGAGUUCGAGUUUCUGGAGCCUCUCGCGCGUGAAAACAUUGAACGAGAAAUUUGCACUCUACGUGAACAUCUACUCACAGGUCAACAGGAGUAAACUUAAAGACCAACAUGAGGCACAUAGUGUCUUGAAUUAGUCCGAGCUAGCUAACAAUAGAUGCUACCUAAUAUUUACGAUUGGAAGGCGGGGCAUGCCAGAUUAUCGCAUUAGACGUGUUACUUUGCGCUUAAAGCCUUUAUUUGUAUAUGUGAAAAUGUAUUAUUAAUUAUUAUGUUAGUAAGUAAUCAAGACAGAAACAGCGUAAAUAAUUUAUACAAAAUUCCGUGCUUCAAGAAUUGAAGACUUGCGACUGCAGAAAAAAAUGUUUAAAUGUCGUAUAUGAAGCUAAAACUGUCAGACUGGCACACUUAUAGCUUACCAGAGAAAAUCGGUUGAUGAAUUAGUAAUUUAUGUAAUGUUAAAAUAGCGUAAUACAUAUAUGUAUAUUUAAAAAAACAACUGUUUCGAAAAUACACAAUUUUAUUUUA
This is a messenger RNA of Leguminivora glycinivorella, 1534 nucleotides long. RefSeq lists its product as uncharacterized. NCBI's taxonomy places the organism in Eukaryota, Metazoa, Arthropoda, Insecta, Lepidoptera, Tortricidae. The record is from RefSeq and is a predicted model, not a curated record. Bases 447 to 1103 code for a protein of 218 amino acids. The transcript has 6 exons.